Messenger RNA from Ooceraea biroi (clonal raider ant), 1197 nucleotides. RefSeq lists its product as uncharacterized. NCBI's taxonomy places the organism in Eukaryota, Metazoa, Arthropoda, Insecta, Hymenoptera, Formicidae. The record is from RefSeq and is a predicted model, not a curated record.
AUUGUUCUAGCUCAAAUGCACAGCGUACUAGCAGGCGUACAAGACACCAAUUACAUCUCACGCAUGUCGCAUCCAGGCAAGCUACAUUGUGCCUGAAGAGUUGGAGCCUUGAUCAAGUUACAGAGUAUGCUUCGUGUAGAGGUUGCGUCGAGCUAGAAGAGACAGUUGCAAGCUCUCCCUGUAGCCAGCAACAUGGUGAAGAAGCGCGGUAUAGUGUGGAACUAUUACACCAAGAAGGUGGACGGCUCGCAGGUGAUCGUCUUCUGCAAGUUCUGCGAUCAGUCGUACAUCCAGAAUGCCACUCGCAUGGAACGGCACAUGGAGCGCUGCCCGAAGUGUCCAGAGGACGUCAGGCAGCAGUUCAUCCAGGCGGCGCACAGCAAAAAGCACAAGGUCAGCAUCCUUGACUGGCCGAAGCAGGAGUCAUCCGUGGACCGCGGUAUCGCCGAAGCGGAGUUGGAGGAUCUCGAUGACUGGAGCUACCGAGGUCAAUCCUACUCGGACGAAGCGCCCUCCGCAAUUCAGCAGAGCGUGAACCUCGCGGUCGAGAACAGCGGUACCGAUGGAAAUCCGGUGAACAGGAACUGGGGUGCGAGUGGAGAUGCCGCGGAGCCUGCGACCGCCGGGUCGCAGGAACGCGCGAGUUCGGCCCGCCAGAGGAAGUCGCACACGCCAAGGAGAAUCGCGCAGUGGCCGUUCCUGUCUGUGCGCGGUGCCGGUUACAUCUCGCCGCUGCAGAGUAAGAUAUUCCAAGAGCAAUUACUGGAGAGACGUGCCUUGCGAAAAGCGGCCGAGCUCGAGCUGCGCCGCAAAACGCUGGAACUGGAGCGGCUCCAGUGGCAGUACGAGAGGGACAAGGCGCAAGGCGAGGUCCGAUGGGCGCACGAAACGCGUAUGAUGCAGCUGCGGGAGGAGCGCGAGAGGCAGUUGUGCAGAAUCGAGCAAAGUAGAACGUGAACGGCGCCGCGUGUGAUAUAAUUCAAGCUGCAAGUUGCAACUUAUUCAUUAAUUCACUUGAUUCGCAGAGAAAUCGCGGGAGAAGAGGAUGUUUUAUAUGUAUAUAGAAAUAAUUUAUACUUUUAGUAAGAAGUAUUGACAUAUAUAUUAUUAAUAUAUAAAUAAGAAAUGAAAUACUUUCUUACGCAUUACGUGUACAGCAUUACAUUUUUAAAAUACUCUGUGUACAAAUUUCAAAAA